AUGUCUGAAGCUAACAGAAGAUCUGAGGAUGAAUUUGGAAAGAACUUACAGUCUCAAGUGUCUGAUUUGGAUGAAAAUGUGAAUGAUCCCCACCAAAUCACAGUUGCUAAUAAGUUUAAACCAAGAAAUGUUAAAUCCAGGGCUAAGCAGAAAAGAUCAAGGAACUUAAAGAAACUUCAAGGAAUGAUUAAGAAUCAGGGAGAGACAGUCCCAUCUCAUGAAAUCGAAGAUAUUUUCACAGUUGAAGGAUUCAAGAGCAAGAAAAAUGAGAAAUAAUGUCUUGAUGAACUGGAAAAAGUUCAUUUCUAAUAACGGAUUGACUAGGACUGAAAAUCAGCAGGCUUCAAUCAGCUCUGAUACUUUGAGAAGCGGAGUCCAGAAAUCUAUCAUAAAAUCUAUACCACAAGACCAAUAUGGGAAUCUUAUAAUUUCUAGAAGAAAGGAUUAUAUCAGGGAAGCUUCUCAGCUUGGAUCGAAAUGUCCUGGGAAUCCGAAUGAUCCAAAGAGUACUCGGUCGAGCUCAAAUUUUCUAACUAUCAACACUGAUUUGUUAUGAACAGGUAGGAGGAUUCCUUCUCCUACAGGUCUGAAGACAGUCAAGAAUAAGAAAAAUGACGCUAAUGUACAGAAAACUCCUCUAUUUGGGAAAGAGAAAUGCUCUAGAGCGAUUAAGAGGAGACCUAAGAGUUCAAGGCAGUUUUUGGUUAAGAAUAGAGCUCGAUCUUCAACUAAAUAUAGGAGUGAUUACUUCCCAGACCAUAGACAAAUUGAAGCUGAACGCAAGGAACUAGUUGAGAAAAAUAAGGACCGGAAUUGAGAAGGAAGAAGUGAUGAUAAAGUUAUCAGAAUUUCAGUGAUGGCUGCGAUGAAAUCAAUGCCUCACCUCAAGCCAGUGCUUCACGCUAACAACAAAAUACUUUUAAAGAACUUCAACGACUGCUACGAGCAAGUAAGGAACGAAAUCUUGCUCACAAGACGAGCUGGAGACACACAAAAAGAAGGUAUUUACACGAAGAAGGAUUUUGACAACAUGAUUCUGAAAUAAAGAAAGACUUAUUUUAGAGAAAAAUGCUGAACUUUUCCCACAAGGAAAAUGCAAGAUAGCGCUUGAGCUAUUUGAUAAAUAUGAGUCUAUUAACGCAGUUAAAAGAGAGCCUAGUCAACAGUCAAAUAGAAAUUAUACUAAAAGUAUUAGCAAGAUAAUGAAACCAGAAAGCCCUCGCUUUAGAAGGAAGCGGAGUAAAGCUAAAAGUGCGGCCAGGACUAGGCGCUACCCUGGUUAUAAAGAAUUUCAAAGAUUGUGCAAUGAAGUGAAGCAAGGAGAAAAUUAUGAGAUAAAGAGCAAUGAUACUCUUUAUUUAAAUCUUCAAAAUCAAGAGCCAAAAGAAGAAGAGGGAAGUAUAUUCGAUGAUAAUUGCCCAAAUGAUACUCAGAAAGAGUUAAGACAGAAUCAGGAGGUUAAAGGUCAGAAAGGAAUGACAGAAAGAGUGCCAAUAUCAAAACAGAAAAAGAUAAAAUGACUUUUAAACAAUUCUCUCACUGUUCACUCUAAUGCAGAUAAAGAAGAAAAGAAAGAGAACGCUACUGUUUCUGACUUGGUCUCCGGGACACCUGGUGAGAUAUCAUUAUCUAUGGGACCAAAGCUUCAGGGUAAGAUAGGAAGCCCUGAAAAUCGUUUGGAUACUCCUUCAGAGCAGAUUACUUCUAGAGAAUCCAAUAUAUUAAAGAAGAAUACUCUACGUUUUAAGCCUCCUGGGGAUCAAAAGUUUCAGAAGAGCAAGAAUCCUUUGAAAUAACAAACUUUUGUCCAAAAGAGAUCUUUCAAGAGAGAUUUCUGGAAAGAACUCGUAUCAAAAGAUUACUGAGUAUUCUCAGAGUAACCUAAAAGAGCAGAAGGACUCACACAAACCUUCUAGGCAAACAAGAAGCCAUAUCUCCUCCUUCGAGGUAGACUCGGGAGUUAUUGGAGUGGAUAAUACAGGGGUAGAUCUGGUGGGACAAGUGCCUGAGGAAGAUAUUUAUGACUUGAUAGCUGAACAAGAGUUUUACAGAGCAAAGCAAAUGAAAUAUCACCAGCUCAUGGUUAGCAGAAGGCAAGAUCAUAAGAAUUCGAGGGUAUUUCCUGGCAAAAGGCCAAUUUCUGCAGCAGGCGGGCUCUUUAGAGCUGAGAAAGGAUAUAUGGCAAGGCCAUUAAGUGGCAGAGCUACAGUGCAACAUCGGCCUAAUAUGAGAGCUUUGAGAGCAAGGAAAUCUAAAGAUAAGCCUGACCUUGAAAUUCAAAAUGGGUACAAAUGCAUGGAAGAUAAGUCAGGUAUUGGACAAAUGCAGCUCAAAACUGCGAUGAAAUAUAUAUCUGGGCAAACAGUCUUGGCUCAGAACUACCUUACGAACAAAAUGAAAAAGUCAAGGAAUUCUUCUGGUUUUCGCACUCAAUCCCAUACUAACAUAAAAACGGUAGGAGGGUUUGUCAAGGUAAAUCCCAAAACUAGACUAUGAGAGAAAGAUAACUCACAUAAAGAGUCUUCAAGAAGCAAUUUUGGUGUUCACAAAAGCUCUGAAGAUCUUGCAGAGGUAAUGUAUGACCUAAACAAGCAAGUAAAGUUUCCCAUAAAGAACGAUAUUCCAAUCAACCAUAAGAAAGCUAUUUCUGAGGCUGAUAACCCAGUGCUCAGACCGAAUAUAACUAAAGGGAAGUAUAGAAAGGAAUCGAAUGAGUAUUUGUCAAAAGGUAGAAAAGUAGGGAGCCAUAACUAUAAAUAAUACAAUUUGCCAAUAAAGCUGAUUGAA
Moneuplotes crassus is the source of this 2787-nucleotide messenger RNA. Lineage: Eukaryota; Ciliophora; Spirotrichea; Euplotida; Euplotidae. The record is from the annotation of a GenBank genome assembly.